Molecule: messenger RNA, 1137 nt
Organism: Puma concolor (puma)
Lineage: Eukaryota; Metazoa; Chordata; Mammalia; Carnivora; Felidae
Gene: NCBP2
Product: nuclear cap binding protein subunit 2
Biological process (GO): mRNA cis splicing, via spliceosome
Cellular component (GO): nuclear cap binding complex
Molecular function (GO): RNA cap binding
Source: RefSeq, a predicted model, not a curated record
GCCGCCGCCGCGGCUGCCUCGUUGAUCCCUGAGUGGCGGCGUCUUCGUGUACCUCUCUGCACUAUGUCCGGCGGCCUUCUGAAGGCGCUGCGCAGCGACUCCUACGUGGAGCUGAGCCAGUACCGGGACCAGCACUUCCGGGGUGACAAUGAAGAACAGGAAAAAUUACUGAAGAAGAGCUGUACGUUGUAUGUUGGAAAUCUUUCCUUUUACACAACUGAAGAACAAAUCUAUGAACUUUUCAGUAAAAGUGGCGACAUAAAGAAAAUCAUUAUGGGCCUGGAUAAGAUGAAGAAGACAGCAUGUGGGUUCUGCUUUGUGGAAUACUAUUCAAGAGCAGAUGCAGAAAAUGCCAUGAGGUACAUAAAUGGAACUCGUCUGGAUGACCGGAUCAUUCGCACAGACUGGGACGCAGGCUUUAAGGAGGGCAGGCAGUAUGGCCGUGGGCGAUCUGGGGGCCAGGUACGAGAUGAGUAUCGUCAGGACUAUGACGCUGGGAGAGGAGGCUAUGGAAAACUGGCCCAAAACCAGUGAGUGGUGAGAGCCCCAUCGUGAAAACUCAGUCCUUUGGCCUGUUCAAUUUGCCAUGCAUUACCCAAGGUCUACAAACCUGUCCACUUGUACCAUGCUUUGAUCAAGGUCUCUUCUGAGCUGGAAGCCUUUUCCUGGUUUUCCUUUGAAAACUAUUAAAGGACAGAAUCCAAAAGAAUGCCUUUAAAUCUAUAGUCUUACAAUCUUGGCCAUGUGUCAGGUUACCAGGUCAGAAUUUGUGUUCCAUGGCAACAGAUUCAAUCUACGAUGUUGAUCUGUCAGCCCCAAACACCACACUUCUUUUAGGAAGAUGGAAAAAUUUUUAAAUGGAUAGUACGAUCACAGUCUACACUGGGGCCUGGAAUUAUUAAAAAUUAGGUUUGCAGGAGACAAAAUGUAAUAAAUGGGGCUUUGCUAUGUUGUACAGCUUUGUUCUGUUUAGAAGUCUGACAACUACAUUUGUUUCUGGGUUGAGUUCUAAUCUCUAAAGGCAAAUUUAGGAGUCAGGGCAACUUCCUAAAUUGUUGGAGCAAAAGUAAGCCUUAGACUGUAAGCCAGGGGAUACCACCAGCUUAUAUGCUAUAUGUAUUAAGACUUGAGUAUUUA